This is a messenger RNA of Spirodela intermedia, 2513 nucleotides long. Lineage: Eukaryota; Viridiplantae; Streptophyta; Magnoliopsida; Alismatales; Araceae. The record is from the annotation of a GenBank genome assembly.
AUGUUCUUUCGCGGACCUAUGUCGAUCCAGUCAGAUAUCUUCUCAAGGAGGUUACUCGUGCCUCGACCUCUGGCCAAAAUGCCACUCCCUUCUUCGAGGUGCAGGUCUUUUCUUGACACUGAAUGGCUAUCUUGGUUUAAACUGCUUGUGCAAACAUACAUGCGUUUUAGCUCUUAAGCGAAAAAAUCAGGCUUUUUGGAUGUAAUGGAAUGAAUUCUGGAAUCAACUGUGUUGUCAGUUGCAAAAAUGUUUCUUUCAAAUUAUUCCCCAUGGUGUAUGAUUAUGUUGGUACAAACUGCUUCUACUCGUCCAGAAUUUUUUUCUUUGCCUUGCGGGAGGGGGGAUAUAAUUAUUUUUCUCCAAGCAAGCAAAAGAAAUCUGUGGACCAUCCAAGUCAGCACUUUAAUUUCUCUUUUGACUAGUUACACACACACACACACACACACACACAUAUAUAUAUAUAUAUAUAUAUAUUACUGAGAACUGGUACAACCCUCCCAGGUGACCUCAUGUCUUGAGAUUUGAUGGACUAAAUGCUCAGUCAAUGCAUCUUAGCAAGUGAUACAUCAAUUUGAUAAUUUAGUAUCUCAAGGAUUCACAUUUACGUGCCUAUUUCUGCUUAUUGUUUCAGUUGGAAAACAAUAUGGUUGAAAAUUUGAGAGUGUUUCAUCUGCAGGGAGACGCAUUUAUGGUAUGUUCUACCUGAUGAAGUGAAGAGCCCGUUGCUUCUAAACCAAUAUCUUGAGCUCCUCUCCCCAACAGAGAGAGAUAAUGCAUUACGAAUGAAUGGAGACAAUCUCCAGAAAGGGGCUUUGUUAUCUCGAACAUUGCUCCGUACUACCCUUGCUAGAUGUAAGAUUUACUAUCUUUAAGUGGCUUGUUCAAGACUUACUUUGUUUAAGUGGCUAAAACACGUAGGGUACCUGAAUUAUUUUGAUCAUGGAAUAAAUGCAUCAUGCUAGAAAGAAACCCUGAUCUCAUGUUAUUGGGCAAUGAGAAGAAAUAUCUCUUUCUGGGUCGAGGUUUUUAUCAGGUAUUCAAUAGUCUAUGUCAGUUUUGAAAUGUGGCCAUGGAUCCAUCAUCUCUUAAGAACAUCCUUCCUUAGCUUCCAAUGAAAUAUCACAUAAUUUGUCCGCAGUUAAUUAUAAACAGCAUCCAAACUAAACCUUCAUUGCAUACUCAAGUUUAAUUCUUUUUUAGAAAUACCCGGAGAAUCGCAAGUUUGUGCCAAUUUGGUCUCUUCAUCUGAUACAAGUCAUGAGAUACCACACAGAUCCUUCUUUUUUAAUCUCUGCCAGCCCUUUGCACUAGAAGUGAGAUUCCGAUUGCAUUUUUUUCUAUGUUGGAACAGAUACAGACCAUAAAGCCAGUCCAAGAUCGUUGGAGUUCGUCAUUAACCGGUUUGGAAAACCUGAGGUAAUCAAUUAUUUCCCGGCCUAAAAAUCAAACCUUUCAUGAAUUUCUUAGCACGAGUGUUGUUCAGUCCUGCACAUGUUCUACAUCUACAGGUGCAAUGGCCGUGUGAUGGAAAUUGGAUCCCACCACCCCUUCAUUUCAAUGUUUCACAUACAUCCUCCUUGAUCGCCUGUGCUGUGACUGCAGAUAUACCCGUAUUACUCUCUCACUAACCCCACUUUAUAUGGCCAAUCAAUAUUUUUCGAAGAAUUAAAUCCGAUUGUGAACUCAUCCCCUGUAUCUCAGAUUGGCCUAGACGUGUUAGAGAAACACCGCCAGCUCAAAAGCAAUAUACUGUCCUUUGCAAGACGUUACUUUGCACCCAGUGAAGUGGAGUUCUUGUCCAGCUUCACCGACCCGGAGACUCGGCGACGGGAGUUUCUUAAGCUGUGGACUCUAAAAGUAAGAUAUCGCCAAACGUCCUCUUCACAAUUCCCUUCUUCUAUUCCUCCCUGUGGCAAAGUUGAGCAUCUGAUACGGAAAUAUUCAUCUCUCCAUAAAUACGCAGGAGGCAUACGUUAAAGCACUCGGAAGGGGAUUCUCGGGUGCACCAUUCAGGCACUUUGCAAUCCAGUUCAAAGCAGGAGCCACAGAAGAGUCAACGGACCCAAACUCAGAUGUACAUCCCGUUUCCCCGGAUCUCCGUCUGUGUGUCUCCUCCAGCAGAUUAUGUGAUCUAUGGUUGCCAUUUUAGUUAGGGAGCAGCUGCAUGAUUAGAAUCCCUUCUGGUAUAUUUUCGUCUCCUCCUCCAGGAAAUAGCACUGAGCAUCGAGCCCUCUGGAGACGCACAGCUGCUCACCGCUGACUGGCAGUUUGCGCUCUUCGAGCUGGCUUCUUCCCACCACGCGGCAAUCUGCGUGAAGAAAUCUGGUGAGAUGAAUGACCCGAGUAAGUUUAUUUAUUUAUUUAUUUUAAUUAUGGUUUCCCCAUCUGCAGCUACGGGUGAAGACCCUCUCAGAUUGAAGGUCUGGAAAGUCGUCCCCUCCGUCUCUGAGGAGUUCGUCUCAGGAACAGACCAAGUCCUGACCAUUAAUGGCAUCCUCAACUCCCAAGGCUGA